UAUUUUAGAGUAAAGAAUGGCGCCGUUCCUUUCUUACGUCAAAUAAAAUAAAGAAAGGCAGUAGACUAACACGAAUCCUUAGUUUUUCAGAAGCUCUCUUCUCUCUCUCUCCGUCUUCGACUUAGCUGUUUCCCAAUUUACAGGAACAGAAUUGAUCAAUGGGAGAGACGGGGAAGCGGUAUCGUUCGCAGAGGGACCGAGAUUACGAUGGCGGGAACAAGAACCAGAAGAGGCGGAUGAAUGACAGAGAAGAUAGGGGCGGUGGCGACGAGGUUGUUGUGUACAGGAUUCUAUGCCCUGUUGGGGUCAUUGGAAGCGUGAUUGGGAAGAGUGGGAAAGUGAUCAAUUCGAUUAGACAGGAUAGUAGAGCUAAGGUGAAGGUUGUGGAUCCAUUUCCGGGUGCGAAAGAUAGGGUCAUAACUAUUUAUAGCUAUGUUAGGGAUAAGGAGGAGGUUGAUGUUGAUGAUGAGUUCAGUAGUGAUAGGGAGCCCUUGUGUGCUGCACAGGAUGCUCUAUUUAAAGUGCAUUCUGCUAUUUCGAAUGCGCUGGCUGCUGCUGGAGAUUCUGAUAAGAGAAGGAGGGAUAAGGAAGAGUGUCAGAUUCUUGUCCCGGCUAGCCAGUGUGCUAAUGUGAUAGGGAAGGCCGGGUCGACCAUAAAGAAACUGAGGAGCAGGACGAGGACGAAUAUUAAGGUCACUGCAAAAGAUGCCUCUGAACCAACACAUUCAUGUGCAAUGGACUUUGACAACUUUGUUAUGAUAAAUGGAGAAUCAGAAGCAGUGAAAAAAGCAUUAUUUGCAGUUUCUGCAAUCAUAUACAAGUUUCCUGCACGAGAACAGAUUCCUCUUGAUACAACAGUACCGGAAGCCCCUCCCAGCAUAAUAAUUCCAUCGGAUAUGCCGAUUUAUCAACCGGGUGGAUUAUAUAACCCUGCAGAUCCUAUUAUUCCUUCUAGAUCCCUACCUCCACUCCUAAAUGCUACACAUGUACAGGAUCUUCAGGGUUAUGCGGAUACAGGGAAUGCAUGGCCCAUAUAUUCAUCUGCUCUUCCUUUAGUUUCUGGUUUCAGUGUGGCAUUGCGAUCUGAGGAGUUAGUUGUGAGAUUACUAUGCCCUUCUGACAAGAUUGGUCGUGUCAUUGGAAAGGGUGGGGGUACCAUUAAAAGCAUAAGGCAGACUAGUGGUGCUCGAGUUGAGGUUGAUGAUACCAAGGAUGACCGUGAUGAGUGCAUAAUCACUGUUACUGCAACAGAGUCACCGGAUGAUAUGAAGUCCAUGGCAGUUGAAGCUGUUCUAUUGUUGCAAGGGAAGAUAAAUGAUGAAGAUGUUGACAAUGUUUCUAUACGGCUUCUUGUUCCGUCUAAAGUUAUUGGUUGUAUUAUUGGAAAAAAUGGUUCAAUUAUAAAUGAAAUACGGAAGAGAACAAAAGCUGACAUCCGUAUUUCUAAAGCUGAUAAGCCUAAAUGUGCUGACGCUAAUGAUGAACUUGUUGAGGUGGCAGGAGAUCUCAGUAGUUUGAGAGAUGCACUUAUUCAGAUUGUUCUAAGGCUCCGAGACGAUGUCUUGAAAGAUAGAGAUGGUGGUCAUAACCCUGCUGUUGGUGCGGAGUCGGUAUACCCGGGUAGCACUGGUCUUCCUUUGCCAUCUGUGCUGCCUUCAGUUCCCCAGGUUGCUCCCUUAGGUUAUGAUCAGAGGGCUGAAAGUGCAAGUGGCUUGGGGAUGCUUUCUUCUAGUGGCCUGUUUGGAUAUGGAUCUCUGCCGAUGGGGGAAGAUGGCUACGGAUCAGUGUCUUCAUAUUCAUCCAAGCUAUAUGGAGGAUUGCCACCCCCUUCAACACUUGAGAUGCUCAUUCCUGCUAAUGCAGCGGGUAAGGUGAUUGGCAAAGGAGGGGCAAAUAUAGCUAACAUUCGGAAGAUAUCAGGAGCAAUGAUAGAGAUUUCCGAGUCCAAAUCUUCACGGGGUGAUCGUAUUGCUCAUAUAUCUGGCACAGUUGAACAGAAGCGGACAGCAGAGAACUUGAUCCAGGCAUUUAUAAUGGCCAUCUAAGUUUUUGGGUGCAACUGGCCAGUUUAAAGUUAACAGUGAUUCUUCCGUAGAAGCAACAUCUGCUGCAAUCAUGACCAAAUCAUUAUGGGAGGCUAGUAUCAAUUGCUUCCCUUUUAGAUACGUGGCAUAGGAAUGUAGAUCUGUAGAUAGGUUCUUUUACAUUAGAGGAUGCAUCAAGAAAGACCACUUGAAACCAUUGUCUUUCCCUUCAAAUUGAUUGUGAUGACAAAAUCAUAUGGGGUAUUUAGAUUCUUUUACAACUGCGUUAUAGCAAUUAAAUGAUAGAUCAAAACACCUCUUGAAAUUCUUUCUUUCCUUCAUAUCAAUCACAAGGAACUGGGUGUGAGUUUGUUAUGAUCAUAGCUAAAAGCUCAUAGAGGUGUGUGCUGAAUCUUUUCUAGGGUUUACUUCAGCUUCAUUUCCGUUCUAGAUUUUGUCAUGUCUCUUGUCAGACUUGCUCUGCGUGCGUGGUACUAUUGUCAAGAGUUUAAUAUAUUCCUGUGAAGUCUAGAUUUUUGUCAGGUACAUUUCAAGUAGUGUAUGUGUGGGUUUCAAGAAAACUAGUUGAGAAGGUGUUUCCCUGCUUGUGGGGGGUUAUGUUAUGUCUGUGGUAUACAGUUGUUGUGGCCGCAUUUUACUGGCUAUUGAUUGCUUGGUACCAAAAUUGAUAUGUGAUGCUUUGACACUGGAACCAUCGCAAGGUUUGUAUUCUUUCAUUUGGGAACAGGAAGUGGAGAAGGAUAUGGGGUUUUGGAAGGGUAUGCAAAAAUGUGUUAAUCACUGAGCAACGUACAUUGUCUGUAUUGUAAACAAUUUUGCAAGUUCUUUACUUAAUCAGAGGUCUAGAAAGCAUAUAUAACAACUUGACCUUUGCUUGUUUGAGAAUUGAUGCUUGAUUAUGAAAUAUAGAUUGAAGAUGAUGAUGAUGUAUGGAAAUGAUGUGUUCUUUUU
This is a messenger RNA of Rosa rugosa (rugosa rose), 2996 nucleotides long. Its product is annotated as KH domain-containing protein At4g18375-like. Bases 159 to 2045 code for a protein of 628 amino acids. Gene Ontology annotation, biological process: regulation of gene expression. Lineage: Eukaryota; Viridiplantae; Streptophyta; Magnoliopsida; Rosales; Rosaceae. The record is from RefSeq and is a predicted model, not a curated record. Gene Ontology annotation, cellular component: cytoplasm; nucleus. Gene Ontology annotation, molecular function: mRNA binding. The transcript has 9 exons.